Messenger RNA from Nerophis lumbriciformis (worm pipefish), 1770 nucleotides. Its product is annotated as glucosylceramide transporter ABCA12-like. The record is from RefSeq and is a predicted model, not a curated record. NCBI's taxonomy places the organism in Eukaryota, Metazoa, Chordata, Actinopteri, Syngnathiformes, Syngnathidae.
AUGAAUCCUGCAUUGUUGAAUAGUUGCCUUGUGAAAGCAAGGUGUAUUGUGUUGUGAUUUACCAGGAAACCAGACAUCAUUGUGUCGCCAUGGUCUUCCUUUGACCACAUACAGGAACUAGCAGGCCCAGGUGACCACAUACAAGAACUACCAGUCAUGGCCUUCUUCCAGCAACUGAAGCUUCUUCUGUGGAAGAACUGGCUCAACGUCACCAGGAACCCGGUCUGGUCUCUGACUCUCAUCAUCUGGCCAGUCAUCAUCUUCAUCAUCGUCGCUGUGACGCGUAACAACUUCCCUCCAGACCUGAAAAGCACAUGCUAUGUGGCGCCUCGCAACCUUCCCAGCACCGGCUUCUUCCCCUUCUUGCAGACCCUCAUGUGCAACGCUGACAGUCGCUGUCACAACACAUCACGCCUCAACACAUCACACCCCAGCAGGCCACCUAAGAUCACUAAGAGAUCAGCAGAGCAUGACAGCUCAGCACUCUGGCUGAGGAGUUCUUUCCUGGCCAAGAUGCUUGAAGAAGACCACUUUUACAACUGGACUUCUCCAAAGAUCUCCAAGCAGGACACGACUCUGUUGCUGAACGCCUCAGAGACACUUUGGAGGACAUUUUACCAACGCAACCUCACGUCUGUCUUCCACACCAAGAACACCACUCUUCAUAGAGAUCAUGAGGCCUUGGACCAAAUGAUGGAGUCUUUGACCGUCCUGAAGCGGGCCUUCUGCACCGUUAGUGUGGCUGUGGUCAACCCAACACCAGAAAACCCUCUCAGCAAUGCAGUGCUGGCAUUUUGCUACACCAACAGUACUGUGUUUGAGGCCUUUCUCCUCACACUCAACCAGAUCCUGAAGGAGGAGAUGUUGAGCAAUCCAGACGAGCUGGCCAAGGGCGCUGGGGCUGUGAUGUUGUUGUUUCAAGAGCUGCAGAACCAAACCUCAUUGUGGGAGAACCUCUUGGACGUUCCUCAGCUCGCCGCUACAGAGUCACUCCACCAAAUGUUGGACAUCGCUGCAGCCUCCCUCUCCAACAUCCAGGGGGUUAUGCAAGUCAUUGACAACAACUUCCCACAAAUGGCCGAGUUUGUGUCUCCACUGCAUGCACUUGUAGGCGGGCUCUUGGACGUCAUCCGCUAUGUUCAGAAGUGGCCUGGCAAAGAUGUCUACCUCUCUCUUGCUGACCUUGUCCAGUUGCCCAGCAGCUCCAUCAAUGAAGCCCUUCAACUGCUUCUACAAAACAUCCAGAUACCCCUUGACCAGGCUUUGGCUCUGACUCUCGACAGAGAACUUGUGCGAUCCUACAUCUGUGACCCGAGUAACAACCCGCUGUGGCUGGUGACCGCCUGUACCACUGGGACUGUGGACAUGCUCCUGGACUGGAUCACUCCCAAACAUUUAGCCCAGCAGGCUCUCCUUGCUUGGAGUCAGCAUGUUGCUCCUCAUGAUGUCUCCUUCGCCAAAGGACUGCUGCACAGUCUCAUGGGAGUUGGCUCUCCAAGGACCGUGGUAGACUCCAGCAUCUCUGGACAGCAACGUAACGUGGCAACACCAACCCUAACCAUGGAGGAGGAGCUGUUCUUGAACCUCGGCCAAGUGGUGCUGGAAGUCAGUCAAGUACAUCCUGGUCUGGACAUGAUGACUCAGCACUUCCUCAGCCUUGCCUUUCACUCCAUGAACAUAACCACCUGUACCAUACAUGCUGCUGAAGGUAUUAACACUUAUUUGACACUGAACAUAACCACCUGUACCCUGCAUGCUGCUGAAGGGUGA